Molecule: messenger RNA, 3601 nt
Organism: Oncorhynchus keta (chum salmon)
Lineage: Eukaryota; Metazoa; Chordata; Actinopteri; Salmoniformes; Salmonidae
Exons: 8
Coding region: 378-3386 (1002 amino acids)
Source: RefSeq, a predicted model, not a curated record
GUGUCACUGUCUCUACCAACCAUUCAUGAUGGGAAACAAGAAGCAUUCCAAGAAGAAUUCCCGCCAUUCUGAAUCCAAAGACCAGACUACUGCUGAAGAUAUCAAAAAAUACAUUCUAAAAUGUAGCACAGAGGGAGGAUGGUGAUCCUCAGAGGGAAGGAAAGGAAGUUGUUGAGGAAGAACCGGUGGCCACGCCCAAAGAGGAGGCCAAGAAGGGAAGGAAGGCAAAAAGUAAGAGGAGUGGCAAGAAGUCAAGGAAGCUGGGCACUGACAACGAUGCAGUCUCCAGGAAUAAACACCUGGAUAGAGGAUCUGUAAUUGAGCUCCUGGAGAAGAAAGCUGUUAAGGCUGCAUUCGGCCCAGGCAACAAGGAUGAAAUGGAAUACUCCUACCCAAUCCUCAUCUCAUUCCUGCGCAAUCUUACUGAUGAGCAGUGGCAAGUGAUCUACAAAGGACUAAAAAACCCUAUGACGAAGGAACAGCUUGCCAAAUUGUGCAAGACAAUUGUAACCUUCAUCACACAGACCACCCUGCAGAUCCUGCUGCCAGCCCUGGCCCGCGUACUUGGGGUAAAGGACUUUGCUGACGACGACACUGACUCACCCAAGAGGGGUGGCAGUGCAAGAUCCUUUGCUGCCUUUGAUCAGGAAAGACUGGAGCUCAUCCAGGAAGUUAGAUAUCUGGCGAAGAAAAUGUAUAAGGGCGGCACAGGGGCUCAACAUCUUAGGUCCCUAACACCCUCUUCUAAGAGUUCCCAGACCUCAGUGAAAGUCCACCUGGGAAUGACAGAGGACAGAAUCAUCAAAAGUGUCCAGGAGCAACUGUCUGAUCAUAAUAUCCUGUCCUCUUGCCCACCUGAGCUGACUGUUGGUCUUAUCAAGGUGGUGGUCGAACAGCUUAACUCUGCCCUCUCUGCGACCAUCAGCAGAGCCAUUUCAGGGCAGUCCUCCCCUAUUUCUUCUGGUAACCAGGCCGCUGAACAAAUGGUCAACAUGGUCCAGAAAUGUUUUGAUGAUCACGCCACUCCAGAGGACCAGAGCUCCACCUCUGUAUUAGAGUCAUGCAUUCCACCUGCAACAGAAGAGGUGAUGACUGUUAUUGCAGAGAUGGUGGGUGAAUUGGAAAAAAAAGAUCCGGAAUUGGUUAACGUUUUUCGAGAAGUGGCUGUGAAAGUUAAAAUGUUGGCAUCUGGCAGUGACCUUGUAGUGGAGCACCUGGAUGUUGAAGACUCUCCUGUUCCAGAGGAGCUGAACAUAAUAUGUACAUCUUGCAAAGCAAUGAUGCAAAAUCUUGGCACUCUGUUUAGUGUGAAGUUCAAGACCAAAGCCUCAAAGGCUGUGAGUGAAAUUCUUGUGAGAAGGUUAAUGAGCGAUAUCUCUGGUAUGGUUCAACCUUCUCAUUCGUUUAGUACCACUCCAAGCUUGAUGAAUGCAUCUAGCCCAUCUGACAGGAUCCUUGAUUCUGCGGCCACUGAGCUCAUACAGACCAAAGUAGAAUUUGAGGCAUCAAAAAUAAUUGAUAACUUUGUUGAAGAUGUCAAGGACAUUGUGCAGUAUGCUGAAUUAGAUCAGCCAACAAGCACCCAGAGAGAUGCCCAAGUGGGACACUGUACGACAAAGCAGAAACCCUUCCAUGCAGCUCGUAGACUCUGCGAGAGACUUCAGGCAAAGCUGGAGACAUUGUUCCUCAGAAUGGGUGGAGCUCCAGUCCAAGGGGAAGAACUUAUGGAAAAAGCUGACUCCAGUGCUGUGCUUCUGGAACAUAAUGACUCCAGUGAUCUGCCUGUUUCAAUCCUGAGCUUGCCUUCCCCAUGUAGGAGUGAAUCCCCUAUAUCAGAACGUAGUUCAUCUUCUUUAUCUGAUGGAUGUGAUUCAACUGACUCUUUAGGAGAAAAAACACCAGAGCAACCUGAAACCAGUAAGAGUGAGGCAAUACUGCAAGUGGUCAACUCAACAGGACUUGGUUCUCUCCGUAAAUGCCAAAGUGAGAACUCUCAACCAUUACUGUCUCUCUGUGAUUCCAACAUGGUGCCCUGCACCAAAGAGGUCUUGUCCCAGAUUGUGACCAUGUAUAGGUCAGAGGUGGCAGAUUUGGAAUGCACAUCAUCUGUUGCAGAGGGUUCAUCUUACAACUCCCUUGAAGUCUGUGGCUUUUUGGACAGUGUCAUGUCUUAUCUAGAAGACAUGCCUGUGUCUGGUUCUUCAUGGUUGGAAGGAUUAAGAGAUACUCCAGCCUCAGUCAUUGAGAAACUCUCCAGUGAGGAGUUCCAGAUGAACGCUACCAACGAAGUGCGAAAAAUACUGCUCAAAUCAGUCAGUAGCUUUCCCAACAAAGUCAGUUCCAGCCAGACAGAUUCUCAGAUGUUGCCAGCAAAAUCAACAAUUUCCUUAAGGCAUACAGAUAUAACUGCUUUUGAAAUCGUUGGAUCAAUUAGAAAUGACAUGAAGAGCCUUUUCCCACCCACAGAGUCUUCUACUACUCUAUGGCAGGCAGACUCUAUGCUUCAACAGAGUGAUGAGAAAACCUCAGAGUACACUGAGGCCACACCCAAAGGCUCACAGUCUGGUUUGGAAGUAUCUGAGAAGAAGAUCUGGACAACUGCAAAGACUAUUUACCACAAUGUGAAGACAAAGAUGAGGAAUUAUUUUACAUGGCAAAAUCAAGUCAAAGCAACAACGGCUCAAGCCAAAAAGAGCCUCAGCCAUAUUCUGGUUUCAAUUCAGAAAGAGCUGUCAAAAUCUGACCAAACGGUGACUGCGCUUUCACAAAUAGAGAAUGUGGUUGGAAUGAUGCUGAAGGAUGUUGAAAGGGUAAGCAGUGAAUGUGGUGAGGAACAGAUCUAUCAAGCGCCACAGCGUUCUUCCUCCUCGUUGUCAUCCUCAUCUGCCAGAUCAAAGAAGUCAGAGUGGGAAUUUUCACUCCCUGGCACUCCCAUCUCUUCUGAUUUACCAGAGAGUAUUACUCAGCCCAUUGUGAGAUGCUCAGUCAUCGACACGGGCAAAUCUACUAAGCCAAAAACAUUGGUGUGUGAUGCCAGGGAAAGCAUGUCUGCAAUAGUGGAUACCAUCAUAAAGGAGGUACAUCCAGAGGAAGAAGGGGAGGUUGCAUUCCACCCUGAUCUAACAGCUGUAAUAGCAAGACUGGAGGAGCUCAUAUCUCAGGGUAGGAUUGGUGCUCUCUCACGUGAUCUUACUCACCAAGUCAACCGCAUCAUUUCUGAGAGCAACUUGACCCCUCUGGUUCUGACAGUGGCGGCUGGAAAGAGUGCAUCCGAUACAGUCCUUACUGAGCUGAAGAGGAAUGACAAGACGGUGGGGAAGCCCACAGCUUACAAGCUGGUUCAGCUUUUUUGCAGAGGAGUCUGUGAAGCGCCUCUUGCUUCCUAGCCUUGUGCCCUCUACAGCUUCAAUGAGUCUGGCUCAGGGAGUUAGUGUGCCGGCUAGCGUAUCUGAAGAUUGGAUUUCAUGUUCUUUUUCUACAUCAGCAUUUAGUGACACAGUCAUCCUGUUUACCAAAGUAAUGGUAAGCCAGGUCAUGGACUCUGUGGUUUCUGAUGCACAAAGCAGAGGGUCAUCUCCAACCGGAACUGUAACUGAUAUAG